Messenger RNA from Oryza sativa Japonica Group (Japanese rice), 2719 nucleotides. Its product is annotated as AP2-like ethylene-responsive transcription factor PLT2. The record is from RefSeq and is a predicted model, not a curated record. Gene Ontology annotation, molecular function: DNA binding; DNA-binding transcription factor activity. Gene Ontology annotation, biological process: regulation of DNA-templated transcription. Lineage: Eukaryota; Viridiplantae; Streptophyta; Magnoliopsida; Poales; Poaceae.
AUUUCCCCUCCUCUCAGGUGGCCAGGAUAUUUUUUUUCUUGGCCUCUCUCUCCUGCCAUCUUCACAUUGACCCAAAAUGUAGUGCAUCCCCUGGAAAAGCUAUACCUCCCCCGUAUCAGCUUCCAACUUAGUACAUCCCUCCUCUCAUCCUCACCAAUGUUUUCACUGCUGCUCUGAUCAUCAGCAAGAAAACCAAUCCCACUGUUCUAUCAGCUUCUUCUCCCCCUGAGAUGGCUUCUGCAAACAACUGGCUGGGCUUCUCGCUCUCCGGCCAAGAGAAUCCGCAGCCUCACCAGGAUAGCUCGCCUCCGGCAGCCAUCGACGUCUCCGGCGCCGGCGACUUCUAUGGCCUGCCGACGUCGCAGCCGACGGCGGCCGACGCGCACCUCGGCGUGGCGGGGCAUCAUCACAACGCCUCGUAUGGCAUCAUGGAGGCCUUCAAUAGGGGAGCUCAAGAGGCACAAGAUUGGAACAUGAGGGGGCUGGACUACAACGGCGGCGCCUCGGAGCUGUCGAUGCUCGUCGGCUCCAGCGGCGGCAAGAGGGCGGCGGCGGUGGAGGAGACCGAGCCGAAGCUGGAGGACUUCCUCGGCGGCAACUCGUUCGUCUCCGAGCAAGAUCAUCACGCGGCGGGGGGCUUCCUCUUCUCCGGCGUCCCGAUGGCCAGCAGCACCAACAGCAACAGCGGGAGCAACACUAUGGAGCUCUCCAUGAUCAAGACCUGGCUCCGGAACAACGGCCAGGUGCCCGCCGGCCACCAGCCGCAGCAGCAGCAGCCGGCGGCCGCGGCCGCCGCCGCGCAGCAGCAGGCGCACGAGGCGGCGGAGAUGAGCACCGACGCGAGCGCGAGCAGCUUCGGGUGCUCCUCCGACGCGAUGGGGAGGAGUAACAACGGCGGCGCGGUCUCGGCGGCGGCCGGCGGGACGAGCUCGCAGAGCCUGGCGCUCUCGAUGAGCACGGGCUCGCACUCGCACCUGCCUAUCGUCGUCGCCGGCGGCGGGAACGCCAGCGGCGGAGCGGCCGAGAGCACAUCGUCGGAGAACAAGCGGGCCAGCGGCGCCAUGGAUUCGCCGGGCGGUGGCGCGAUAGAGGCCGUGCCGAGGAAGUCCAUCGACACGUUCGGGCAAAGGACCUCGAUAUAUCGAGGUGUAACAAGGCAUAGAUGGACAGGGCGAUAUGAGGCUCAUCUCUGGGAUAAUAGCUGUAGAAGAGAAGGGCAGAGUCGCAAGGGUAGGCAAGUUUAUCUUGGUGGCUAUGACAAGGAGGAUAAAGCAGCGAGAGCUUAUGAUUUGGCAGCUCUGAAGUAUUGGGGCACAACAACAACAACAAAUUUCCCAAUAAGUAACUAUGAAAAAGAGCUAGAUGAAAUGAAACAUAUGACCAGGCAGGAGUAUAUUGCAUACCUAAGAAGGAAUAGCAGUGGAUUUUCUCGUGGUGCAUCGAAAUAUCGUGGUGUAACCAGGCACCAUCAGCAUGGGAGAUGGCAAGCAAGGAUAGGGAGGGUUGCAGGAAACAAGGACCUCUACUUAGGCACCUUCAGCACCGAGGAGGAGGCGGCGGAGGCGUACGACAUCGCGGCGAUCAAGUUCCGGGGGCUCAACGCCGUCACCAACUUUGACAUGAGCCGCUACGACGUCAAGAGCAUCCUGGAGAGCAGCACGCUGCCGGUGGGCGGCGCGGCGAGGCGGCUGAAGGAGGCGGCGGACCACGCGGAGGCGGCCGGCGCCACCAUCUGGCGCGCCGCCGACAUGGACGGCGCCGGCGUCAUCUCCGGCCUGGCCGACGUCGGGAUGGGCGCCUACGCCGCCUCGUACCACCACCACCACCACCACGGCUGGCCGACCAUCGCGUUCCAGCAGCCGCCGCCGCUCGCCGUGCACUACCCGUACGGCCAGGCGCCGGCGGCGCCGUCGCGCGGGUGGUGCAAGCCCGAGCAGGACGCCGCCGUCGCUGCCGCCGCGCACAGCCUCCAGGACCUCCAGCAGCUGCACCUCGGCAGCGCCGCCGCCCACAACUUCUUCCAGGCGUCGUCGAGCUCGACGGUCUACAACGGCGGCGGCGGCGGGUACCAGGGCCUCGGUGGCAACGCCUUCUUGAUGCCGGCGAGCACCGUCGUGGCCGACCAGGGGCACAGCAGCACGGCCACCAACCAUGGAAACACCUGCAGCUACGGCAACGAGGAGCAGGGGAAGCUCAUCGGGUACGACGCCAUGGCGAUGGCGAGCGGCGCCGCCGGCGGCGGGUACCAGCUGUCGCAGGGCUCGGCGUCGACGGUGAGCAUCGCGAGGGCGAACGGCUACUCGGCCAACUGGAGCUCGCCUUUCAAUGGCGCCAUGGGAUGAUCGAUGAAGAGGAGCAACAGGAGCUAGUAUAGCUAAUUAGGGGAUCGAUCGAUUAAUUAAGCUAGAUCAAGUCAAGUUUAGGUUAGACGAAUCUUGAUCACGGUUGUGUUGCAACUCGUUUGGUCGUUGAUCAGGUUUUGCUUGACUGGGUGUGAGUGACACACACGCAAGGUGCUGCCUUCCGGAAGCUGGGUAAUGGCAGGUAAGGGUAUAAGCUAGUAAAGUUUGUGUUGUAACUUCUAAGUUAAUAUCCUUGCUUGCUGUUAGUUUUGGGUAUAGUUUCAGAAGGAUCAUGCCAAUCCUCAGAGGAGAUACACACUAAUUAAUCUCGUGCAAUGACAAUAACUCCAUCAUAAUAUCUUGGCGCUCAUACUUUA